Molecule: messenger RNA, 654 nt
Organism: Rodentolepis nana
Lineage: Eukaryota; Metazoa; Platyhelminthes; Cestoda; Cyclophyllidea; Hymenolepididae
Source: the annotation of a GenBank genome assembly
AUGUUAAGGAUAUCGGAUCAAGAUUGCCUUCGUGGGGUGGACAAAGAUAAGGAGUCCGUCUGCACUUUCAAGGGUGUAUGCGAGUACUGGCACUAUGGAGCACAGAACACCGAUGACAGGGGUUGGGGAUGUGGCUACCGUACACUGCAAACAAUAAUCUCCUGGUUCAAAAUCAACCUCUCCCUUCAAUCUACCUUUCCUGAUCUUGAAGAUAUUCAAUCAAUUCUUGUGAGUGCAAACAUGGUACCGAAGUCUUAUCUCAAAUCCCAAAAUUGGAUUGGUUCGGUUGAGGUCGGGGCCGUUAUCCAUCAUCUGACUCAUACUGACUACAGGAUUGUUCAAGUUCAAAAUGGUAAAUUCACAGAAGAGCAUUUGGAUCACAUCCGCAAACACUUUGAACUUGAAGGUGCACCAAUUAUGAUGGGCGGUAAUCAGGACAAUUCUUCCAAGUGCAUUCUCGCCUUAAAAGAGAGCCUCGACUCAAAAUCAGCCUCCUUGCUAAUUCUCGACCCACAUUACUAUACUGCAAGUGGAGAAAAGGAACCCGAUUUGGAAUUUCUCUGGAAAGAAGGCUGGUUGAAGUGGUGUAAAACGGAUAAUUUAGUAGAAACUGAUUUUUACAAUAUGUGCAUGCCAACGGCUGCAUAUAAAUAG